This is a messenger RNA of Blepharisma stoltei, 2784 nucleotides long. Lineage: Eukaryota; Ciliophora; Heterotrichea; Heterotrichida; Blepharismidae. The record is from the annotation of a GenBank genome assembly.
AUGGCCAUCCCUCAUUUCCGAGUUGAUACUCCCAUCCAAUUACUUGAAUGUGAGCAGGCUUGGAAUGCUCUGACAAUUCAAGAAAAGCUUUACGCAUACCACUUUUCUCUUGCUUGCUGGGAAGGCAGCAAAAUUACUUUCUUCCAAAAGUCUUACGAGUCCCCAGGCAUCUUUCUACUCUUACAAGAACUUUUCAGCAUUCCCUAUCUGAAAGAGAGAGCACUACAAAUUGGUUUCGCAGAAGAAGACUUAAAUUUACUCAAAGCUUAUGCUUGUGGAGUUUAUACCAAUUUUGGUAAUUAUUGGGGCUUCGGAAGUAAUAAACUCGUCCCUGAGCUUGCACAGGAAAAAUUUGACAACCUUGUAAGAAGAAUUGGGACUCCUAGAAUAAAGGAUAUUUGGGCAAAGGUAGGAAAUUUGAUUUAUGAUAGGAAUCCUCCACUUAAUAAUCUUGAGUUUUCUGACAGAGGAGGUGUGAGCUCUUAUUACUCUUACAAUGUAACUUCUUCUGAUGCAGAACUUGUAAAGAGGUUUCUGAUUAGCAUAAAUCUUAACUUAACUUAGAUCAUGAUAAAUUAGCACCUGGCCAGUUAUGUCGGCUUUCCUGCCCCUUGCUUCGUUCCACCCUCUGUCUUGCCAUUCCGAUUACACGGACUAAGGUAUGUGGAUGAGAGCUUGCACUCUCAAACAAGAGUGCUGCUGUUCCAAAAAUCUAAAGUGAAUUUUCUGGUAAGGCUAUCACCAAGAUAAAAUUUACCCAGGACACAACUCCCAGGCUUUCCCUUUCAAAUUUCAGGUUUCAUACCCCCUCGAGAUAAAUCUUGGAUGUGAGCCUGAGGUCAGUUACCUGACACUGCGAUCCAUCAGACCAAGUAAAACCCUUAAGGCACUCUCGCUCUAUGCUGUUAUCCCUCCAGCAAGGUCUCAUUUCCAUCUUGCUAUAGUUGCUUAGAGGGCAGACUAGCUUACCAUGUCAUUUUAAGUAUGAUCAGCAUAAACCAAGUAGACUUGCAUUGGAAUAGUAGGCUUUGGAAGGUUGACGGCGUUUUGGAUGUAAAAAUUGCAAGCAAUCGAGGGCAAUGGCUACCUUGCUUACUGCCCACUCCAUGAGUGAACUAAACCAUUGAAAAAAUCCUAUUUUUUUACCCAAAAACCAACCCUCCUUGAGUGAACAAAAAUUUUCUAUGAAAAUUUUUUGAUAUAUAAGUGAUGAUAAUGAAAUAUCUAGCUAAUUCUGUUUAAUUUUAAGCAGCUUUAUUUAAUAAAAACGUAAAUUUUGGAAAAAAAAAUACCUAAAUUUUAACCCCCCGUAGGUGAACAAAUUUUUUUUUGUUCGUUUAUUGAGGGGAGUUAGGAGAUUAUGAAUUUGAAGGUCAGAAAAUCAGGAUUUCUAAUGGAGAUUUCUACAUAUUCACCCAAAGAAUUAUCUCCCACUUAUCUAAUGCUCUUCCGUAUUCUGCAAACGAGCAUCAAGAGAGAAUGAUCGUUGAUUACAUCAAGCAUUUUUCGACUGGCGACAUAAAAGAUCAUAAAAACUCUCAGAGACAUUGGAUAAAAGACAAAGGCCCAGUUGUUGAAACCAACAUCGGCUUCAUUGAAAAUUAUGUGGACCCUAUGAACAUCAGGUCUGAUUUUGAAGGAUUCGUCAGCAUUGUCGACAAAAUCGUAAGUUCCAAGUACUCCACUUUAGUCUCCAAAGCUGCAGAAAUCAUCCCAAAGCUACCAUGGGGCAAGACCUUUGAGAAAGACCAAUUUUUGAAGCCUGAUUUCACCUCACUCACUGUUCUCGCAUUUCCUGGCUCUCUUCUUCCUAUAGGCAUCAACAUUCCAAAUUACGACGAUAUAAGACAAUCUGAAGGGUUCAAAAAUGUGAACUUGGGAAACGCGUAUCCUAAAGUCAACCUAAAAACACUUCAAUUUGUAUCCCAGGAAGAUGCCCAGAUGAUUGAAGAUCUUUUUCAUACUGCCGGAGAGCUUGCAGUUGCUCUUCACGAGCUGCUUGGUCAUGGAUCAGGAAAACUCCUAUCAAGAGAUGCAAAUGGGCAUUUUAACUUUGACACAGAAGCCAUAAACCCCGCAACUGGAGAAAAGAUUGACUGCUGGUACGAAGGAGAUGAAACUUGGUCUUCGAAAUUCGGAAGCCUUUCAAACCCAUAUGAGGAAUGUAGAGCUGAGACUGUGGCUGUUUAUUUAUCGUGCUUUAAUGAGCCAUAUGAAGCUUUUGGAAUCACUGAAGACAUUGAAAGAUCAAGAAACAUGAUUUGGCUCAACAUGGCUCUCGGAGGACUGAAAGGGCUGGUUUUGUAUAACUCAGAAGCUGGAAAAUGGGGUCAGGCGCAUGCAUGGGCCAGAUAUGUGAUUUUUAGAGUUAUGCUGGAAGUAGAAGGGCUAGUAAGAAUUGAAUUUACAGAAGAUAACCAGUUCAUACUGAGAAUGGACUACAGCAAAAUCCCAACUGAAGGCUUUAACGCCAUUUCCCGCUUCCUAACGAAGCUAAACUGCUUCAAAGGCACUGGAGAUGUCAGAAGAGGCACUGAGCUUUUCAAUCACUACUCCCAGAUGGACGACACUAUAUUAAGAGUCCGCCAAAUCGUUAUCAGCAACAUGAAGCCACGAAAAGCCAACGUCCAAUGCCACCUAGACUUCAAUGGAAGUUUUCCUGAGCUGAUCAAGUUUGAGGAAAGCAUGGACGGGAUCAUCAGGUCUUUCCAAGAAAGAUUCCCUACCUUUGACGAAGAAAUGUACCGCCUGUGGGAAGAAGAAUUUAGCUUUAAUCGUCAUUAA